Musa acuminata subsp. malaccensis (wild Malaysian banana) is the source of this 2096-nucleotide messenger RNA. Lineage: Eukaryota; Viridiplantae; Streptophyta; Magnoliopsida; Zingiberales; Musaceae. The record is from RefSeq and is a predicted model, not a curated record.
ACCAUCUCGUUCCCCUAACAAUACUGCCUGCCAUUAGCAUCUUUUGCAGUUGGUCUAAAGUUAAGGUAUUACAUAUUUCCCUAAUAAUAAUGAACCACCAAAUGUACCCUAUUACUAUGACGGAUGGAGCUCGUACCAAAUUUAACACCCUCAUUGUUCACAUGCAUAUUUUCACAUACGCUGUUGCAGUGAUCGCCAAUACUAGAUUAUAAUUAUAUACAUAAUCUCAUUGUUACCGGUAAAUCUUCAUUAACACCGACGUCAUCGAUCAUUCUAUCGCGUGAUGUCGACGUUGGUCAACGACUGGUAGUUCUGAAAUAAGUAACCAAAUAAUUGUAAGCGAAGAGAUCGAGAAAUCGAGAUUGAGAGACGGCGAGCGCUGUGUAAGCUUCCUCCUCUGUUCCCGCAAUGGAGAGAGGGCAGAAGUGUGAGGUGCUGAAGGCGCUUGAGGCUCUCAAGAAGGCAUCCAAGGAGAUCGAGGCCAACCCCGUUGGGGCCGCCGAGAACGGCGGCGGCGGAUGUGAUUCCCCAUCCAUGAAGGCCCUCCUCCGACUCCAGAGCGGCUCCCGAGACCUCCUAUCCGGCGAUCCCCAACUCGCCAACCUCUCUGACCUCCUCUACCGCCUCAGAUGCCUCGUGUCUUCGUUCCGCUCCUCCUCGUGCCGCGACGGUGGCGGCGAGUGUGGGCGUGGUGGUGGUGAUGGUAAAGGUGGGAUAUUUGGAUCAAUCCGAUGGCGGCGAUCUAGCCACAGCCACGAGAUCUCACGUGUCGCCGGAUCGAUUGGCGCCGAGAUCCAGUCGUGGAUCGACCGGGAAAGCGCCGACCGCCUCAUCUCUGCCCUACGUUCAUUCUCCCCCCCUGUUGCCCGUGACGCGGAAGUCGAGGAAGGGGAGUCGCUGGUGCGCGCCCUGGAGUCGCGCGUCUCUCAGGGCUUCGACCUCAGCCUGCAGGACGUGCUCCUCCGCUCCGGGGCCUUCGCCGCCGUAGAGUCCGCCCUCGCCGACGCGGCGGCACCGAAGCGGGUCCGUGAGUGCGCGGCCGCGGCGGUGCUUGCACUCGUCCGCUUCAACAAGGCUGUCUUCGUGGGCCCAGUCCUCAUGGGCCCCACAUUGGGCGCCCUCGUCUCCAUGUCCUCCGCUUUCGCGUCGGCUGCCGCUCUCCGCUCGCUUAACGGGCUCAUCACGGCCAUACGAAGCCCGCUGGUGGACGAGCUCCACGCCCGGGGGCAUAUCCCGCGGCUCGUCGGCCUCCUCGGCAUCACCGUCGCCGUCGAGGUGCGGGUGCUGGCGCUGGACUGGGCUCUGCAGAUCGGCUACUUCGGCCGGAAGGAGGCCAUCGACGCGAUGCUCACGGAGGGGCUGAUCAAGCGGCUGACGGCGCUACAGAGAUCGGACCUGGGCGGCGCCCUCAUCGAGAUAAACGACGGCGGUGGAGGAGGGGUACGGGUGGGCUGGCUGCGGCGAGGGCGUGGCGGGGAGGACGAGGAGCGGCAAUUCCUGGAUGCGCAGCCUUUCGCGAGCUGCGUGGCGCUGUGGGCGGUGCAGGUGGAGGUCGGGGAGGGACUGCGGCAGCGGGAGAAGCGGGAGAUAAAGAGGGAUGUGGUGGCAAGGGUGAAGGAGGCCGCCGCUACGGAGGCGGAGGCGGCCACCGUGCUGGCCGAGGUCCUGUGGGGGUCCACCAUCUGGUGAUCCGCGAACCGAAACAAGAACGUCACGUGACACGUGCGUUUUGGUCUUUGUUUCGUGUCGUUUCACUCGUCUCGUCUCGCGCAUCUCUUCUUCUGGCUUUAUAUGGGAAGAAGGGACAAAAGGAGUCGAUGGGGCUGCGGGGAUGGUUAGAUGCAGUGCAUGAGGAAGUGUUGCCGGUUAGAGUUGUGGUUGGUUGCAGUGCUUGAAGAACUGCGCCAGGGUUAAGAGUUGUGGUUAGGUUGAGUGCAUAAACAAGUGCUCCAGGGUUAGAGUUGGUUGGGGUUGAUAGAUGAAAGCUUGGUUUUAUAAGGGAUCAACUAUUUUGAUGGUCAAUUAUUGUACAAAUAUGCUUCAUUUAGUAUUUAGAUGGUUUUAUAAGCAAAAUAAAUUUCAUUGCUAUAUACAAA